Colletes gigas is the source of this 975-nucleotide messenger RNA. RefSeq names its product leucine-rich repeat-containing protein 23-like. The record is from RefSeq and is a predicted model, not a curated record. The coding region runs from base 1 to 975 and encodes 324 amino acids. The transcript has 2 exons. Gene Ontology annotation, molecular function: protein binding. NCBI's taxonomy places the organism in Eukaryota, Metazoa, Arthropoda, Insecta, Hymenoptera, Colletidae.
AUGGAGGCGUACGAAGAAGCAGAAGGCGAGUUUGAAAAAUACCCCAGCGACAAAUCCUCAUCGGUUUUCGAGGACACCUCACGAGUCUUGACUCCUUCAGAGGCUGGUGAAUGUCUUCACACGUUAGGAAAGUGCGAUUCCGGCCUGGGUUACGCUUAUUUAGGUCUGGACGCCUCCAACAAGGGUCUGACCGACAUUAGGAUCAUACCAAUGUUCAAGUACGUUCUUUACGUGGACGUUUCCGGAAAUAGACUGACCACCGACGAUCUUCGUCACCUUUCGAAGAUGACGUACCUUCUGAUGCUUCGUGCCGAUAGAAAUCGGGUGUCUUCUUCUGAAAUGGAACCGUUGCCGUACCUGCAGGUUCUCACACUAAACAAAAAUAAACUAACAAGCUCGUCGGGCAUCUCUCAUCGGCUUCUAGAAUGUCUGGAAUUAAACCACAACAAUAUCGAUGAAGUAACAUUGAAUCCGUACGAGCUAGAUAACCUAAAAACUCUAGAAAUGCGCGGCAACCUGCUGGUGACGACCAACGGAAUAUUUUUUCCUGGAUUGAUACGUUUGUAUCUGGCGGAGAAUCAAAUCGAGAGAUUGGAAGGCCUGGAAAUGUUGGUUAACUUAAAGAUUUUACAUCUGAGAAGUAACAAACUAUCGAAUUUGGACGGAUUUGACUCGCGUUGUGCCAAACUUGAUUAUUUGAACCUACGAAACAACGAGAUCGUGAAAAUCUCGGAGUUAGAAAAAUUGAAUUGCUUGCCAGCACUGGAGACUCUGAUUAUUUUGGAAAAUCCUGCUAUCGGCGACAAAGAAUCGGACGAAGAAAGUGUGUCCAGGCACAUUGUUUUAGCUAUGUUACCUAACCUGACACGACUCGACAAGGACCCGGUGCUUUAUCAUGAGAAGAGGGAAGCCAAGGAAUUUCAUAAACAGAUGAUGCUCGAUGGGACGAAGUUUACCGAUUUCAAUUUUAAAUAA